Molecule: messenger RNA, 555 nt
Organism: Python bivittatus (Burmese python)
Lineage: Eukaryota; Metazoa; Chordata; Lepidosauria; Squamata; Pythonidae
Source: RefSeq, a predicted model, not a curated record
AAAAAAUAAAUGGAAAAUUGCAGGAUAUUUUGUACAGUUAUGCUUUUGACUAAGGUUAUCAUUUUCCUUUUACAGAAUGUUGGUUUUGAAAGCUCAGGGAAGAAGCCACAGGGAGAAAAACAUAAUCCAGUGUGCCUGAAAAUGACAACAAAGCGGAACUUGUUUGUGCGAUUGGUCCCAUGCCGCUGUUUGCGUGGAGAAGAAGAAACUGUGACUGCACUUGAUUACUCUCACUGCAGCCUGGAGCAGGUGCCUAAGGAAAUUUUUACUUUUGAAAAGACAUUGGAAGAACUCUAUUUAGAUGCUAAUCAGAUUGAAGAGCUUCCAAAGCAACUUUUUAACUGUCAGUCUCUGCACAAGUUGAGUUUGCCAGACAAUGAUUUAACAACAUUGCCUGCAUCCAUAGCAAAUCUCAUUAACCUCAGGGAACUGGAUGUCAGCAAAAAUGGUGAGUUGUUUUUCUUCAUGAACACCAAAGAACAAGACAUAACAGUGGGCAUUCAGAUUUCUGAAUUCUAUGAAAAUAACUUUGGGUUCAAAGAUCCAAAAGUGUGA